This is a messenger RNA of Acanthisitta chloris (rifleman), 1951 nucleotides long. RefSeq names its product semaphorin-3A-like. The record is from RefSeq and is a predicted model, not a curated record. The transcript has 4 exons. The annotation marks the transcript as partial. NCBI's taxonomy places the organism in Eukaryota, Metazoa, Chordata, Aves, Passeriformes, Acanthisittidae. Gene Ontology annotation, molecular function: semaphorin receptor binding; neuropilin binding; chemorepellent activity. Gene Ontology annotation, biological process: negative regulation of axon extension involved in axon guidance; semaphorin-plexin signaling pathway; positive regulation of neuron migration.
CAGCAACAGCUCUACAUUGGCUCAGCCACUGGAGUUUCACAGCUUCCUUUGCACCGCUGUGACGUGUAUGGAAAAGCAUGUGCUGAGUGUUGCCUUGCACGAGACCCUUACUGUGCCUGGGAUGGUUCAUCUUGCUCACGUUACUUCCCCACUGCUAAGAGACGUACUAGGCGACAAGACAUCCGAAAUGGUGACCCACUCACCCACUGCUCAGACCUGCAGCAUCACGAUAACCCAAGUGGUCAGACCCUGGAGGAAAAGAUUUUCUAUGGAGUGGAGAAUAGCAGCACUUUCCUUGAGUGCAGUCCAAAAUCUCAGCGUGCUGUAGUCUACUGGCAGUUCCAGAAGCAAAAUGAUGAUCGCAAGGAAGAGAUAAAAGUGAAUGAUCACAUAAUCCGGACAGAACAAGGCCUAUUGCUCCGAAGUCUUCACAGGAGAGACUCUGGUGUCUACUUUUGCCAUGCUGUGGAGCAUGGCUUCAUGCAAACUCUGCUCAAAGUGACCCUGGAAGUGAUCGAUACUGACCACCUGGAAGAGCUGCUCCAUAAAGAAGAAGAUGGUGAUGCUUCCAAAAGCAAAGAUGCUACCAACAGCAUGACCCCCAGUCAAAAGAUCUGGUAUAGAGACUUCAUGCAGCUAAUCAAUCACCCCAAUCUCAACACGAUGGAUGAGUUCUGUGAGCAGGUUUGGAAAAGAGACCGCAAACAACGCCGGCAGAGACCUGCCAACGCCCAGGUGAACACAAAUAAGUGGAAGCACCUACAAGAGAAUAAAAAAGGUAGGAACAGGAGGACCCAUGAAUUUGAGAGGGCACCACGGAGUGUCUGAGCAACAUUACCUCUAGGAACCUCAUCCAAGUAGAAACUUGUAUAGACAGAUAACUGGAAAAAAAUGCAAUAUUCAUGAACUUUUUCAUGGCAUUAUGUGGAUGUUUACAAGGGUGGAAAGCUCAAACAAUUUCCACUAGGUUUAAAUAAAAUCCAUUUCUAACUUUCCUAGCAAGUCCUUCCUCUCUGCUCUAAGACCACAAAGACCAGAGUUUCAAGGAUAAUAACUCACCUGGACCUAACUUACUGCUCAAAAAAGUUCUGCAAGUAUUCAGCAGCAAGUUUUGCUUUCUCUUUUGCCAGAGAUGAAAACAAAAUGCUGUUUCAUGCUGUCAUCUUACAGAAAAGAGAGACAACCCCUCACCUUUCAUCAUCAGCACUACCAUUUCUAGACUUAUAUAUAAAACUGCAUGAACUCAUUAAGCUGGUGAACGUCUAAACAUGUGAUUGGACACAAGGAUUUUGCUCUUGUUUUGUCUACCAGUUCUCCUGUUUAUAUGUACUAGAAGAGGAAAAACAAUACUGAAUGAGAUUGUUUGUGGAAAUCUGACCAACAUAAGCCAUCCAUCAUCUGGAAGAACAAAAAACUAAGUGGAGUACACUGGCCUACUACUGAUGACUUCUUUCAGCUUUGAUCUAAAGAUGUAUUUUAUUAAAACUUAUAAUUUAAAUGUACCAUGAAAAAUAUGCAGCAAACAUUAGCUCCUUUCUAAAAUAGAUUAGACUUUUUGUCUUAGAAAUAUUGUACUUUCUAAUUAUUGGUUUAGAGGAAGCAAAAAAAAAAGACAAGUUCCAAUUAUGAGCUGCUUUACUCUUUUGUUUGGAAAAAACUUCCAGGGGAGCUAGUCACACUGCAGUUAACCUCCUCCCCUUGCAGUAAUCUAUAUGACAUGUAACUUCAAAGCAAUUUUAAAAGUAAGCUAUUUUACCAUGAAAGUCACUGUAUAGCAUGGAAGUAUUCUGCAUUGUUUUUCUAAGUAUGGUAUCUGAAACAAUUCCACUUGUAUAAUACCUUGCUAUGGACUGAACCAAUGAAGGGGAAAGCAUUGAUUUUCAGUUGUAUAUUUUUAGGUUUUUUUAACGAAAAGAAAAAGCAAACAGCAUUAAAAUAUCUUCUGCUAAUU